AUGCAUACGGAAGGACAGAAGAAUGUGUCGUUCUUUGAUUUCAUCGGGGGGAUUCAACUCCUCCACGGGGAGGACACCAAGACGGUCCUCCCGGUCGUCUUGAUAGGGAUCUGCGUGUCCGGGGCCCUGGGGAAUUUGCUGGUUUUGCUGAUUUUCCUCCGCGAUUUCCGCCACGGACGGGGGUCCGAGAUCAAAGCGCUCCUCGCCUCUCUGGCCUCGACGGACUUGCUUAUCCUGCUGCUGUGCGCCCCGGUGCGCGCCGUGACAUACUACAAGCAGACCUGGACCCUUGGGAGCUUCGUCUGCGCCACGGCGGACUGGUUUCAGCACUCGUGCGUGGUGGCGAAAACUUUGAUCCUCGCGGUCACCAGCAAGGCGAAGCACAACUUGGUCCCCAGCGCCGCCAAGGGACCCCUCUUCAGCCCGACGUGGAUUCACGGCGCUCUGGCGUUCAUCUGGACGGUGUCGAUGCUGUUCCCGGUGCCCCAGAUGUUAUUCGCCGCCCUGCAGCCCAGCGGCCCCGACGCCAUCUGCGUGUCCGAGAUACCGGCGUGCGCCUCCGAUUUCAUGGCCCUCUUCUACAAAAUCUACCCCGCCGCUACUUUUGCGCUGCCGACCGUCUUCACCCUGGCGUACUACACCCAGACGCUCUACACGGCGGUGAACCACGCGCCCGGCCCCCUGCAGCAGAGCAAGGUCACCCUGCUUUUGCUGUGCGUCAGCGGCGCCAACGCGCUCAUGCUGCUGCCCGAAUGGGGGACGUUCACUUGGGUGAGACUCGGCUACAGCAAGCCUCCCGUGGGAGUCGUCAUCUGCGCACAGGUCCUCCUUUACGCAUGCAGCGCCCUCUCCCCGGUCAUCUCCAUGACCAUGUACGACGACGUGCGCCAGGGGGUCGUCGCCCUCUGGCUGAUGGCAACCUGCAGGAGCGCCAAGCGCCUCGCCGGCGAGCGGCGUCCCGGCACGGACGGAGUCGCCGAGGAGGAGAUCCGAGCCAACUCCACCGCCACCGCCAACAACUCCCAAGACCCGGAGAAGACCUUCCCGGACGUGGAGCACUUUUGGACGGGGCGCAGGGACACGUACGUCGAGGAGAACCAAGACCCGAUUCCGUGGGAGAGAGAGGAGAAAAUGUUGUAG
Lampris incognitus (smalleye Pacific opah) is the source of this 1140-nucleotide messenger RNA. RefSeq names its product G-protein coupled receptor 151. The transcript has a single exon. The coding region runs from base 1 to 1140 and encodes 379 amino acids. Gene Ontology annotation, cellular component: membrane. Gene Ontology annotation, molecular function: G protein-coupled receptor activity. The record is from RefSeq and is a predicted model, not a curated record. Gene Ontology annotation, biological process: G protein-coupled receptor signaling pathway. NCBI's taxonomy places the organism in Eukaryota, Metazoa, Chordata, Actinopteri, Lampriformes, Lampridae.